AUGUCCAGAUUCAGCCUGGCCUCUGUGUCAUCUCUGCUGAGAAAGGUGUGUGUUGUGCAGCCAGGGAGCAGAUCUGCACUCUACAGGAGGCCCUACAGUCAGAAUGCCAAUGACCUACAACCCAAAGUGACUGUCAACCAGACACAUGCUAACCAAUUAUACAGAAAUGAGAUGAAACCAUCAGAUUUUGAUAAAAAGGUGCUUUUGUGGACUGGACGUUACAAAACAAAGGAGGAUAUUCCAGAAUAUGUCUCGUCGGAAACCCUAGCAUCUUCCAGAAAUAAAUUGCGCAUAAAGGUUGCCAUGGGAAUGAUUGCUGCAACACUUAUUGGAUGUGUUUUUAUGGUGUGGUCUGGUAAAAAAGCUCUCAGGGAGGACCGCACACUGGUCCACAUGAAUAUGGAGAAGAAAGCAAAAUGGAGAGAAGAAGUUGAAAAAGAGAAACAUUAG
Staurois parvus is the source of this 450-nucleotide messenger RNA. Lineage: Eukaryota; Metazoa; Chordata; Amphibia; Anura; Ranidae. The record is from the annotation of a GenBank genome assembly.